Messenger RNA from Sphaeroforma arctica JP610, 1560 nucleotides. RefSeq lists its product as hypothetical. Gene Ontology annotation, biological process: regulation of GTPase activity. The coding region runs from base 1 to 1437 and encodes 478 amino acids. Lineage: Eukaryota; Ichthyosporea; Ichthyophonida. The transcript is spliced from 5 exons. The record is from RefSeq and is a predicted model, not a curated record.
AUGAACAUCCAAACUAAGGCUACUCGCAUUCUUCACCAUACAGGGCGAAGCUAUCUGCAUGAUGUUCUGUGCCCGGUACUUUCCGAUGUACUGAACAAGUCGAGGCAUAGUGCAGAGAUUGAUCCAGAAUUGGUCGAAGCUAACUCGGUGGUUGUACAGAAAUUUCCAGAUGAGCCCAACGCCCGCUAUACUGCCAUCAGCAGUUUCCUCUUCCUGAGAUUUUUCAACCCAGCCAUCCUUAGUCCGAAGCAGUUCGGUCUUGCAGACGACUAUACUGAUGAAAGAGUGUCGCGAACUCUCAAGCUCAUCAGCAAAACGAUCCAGAACAUUGCCAAUGGCGUUGAGUUUGCCGAAAAAGAAAUGUAUAUGAGACCCCUGAAUGCCUUGAUCAAGUUGCAUAUCCCCUUUGUAAGGCGAUAUAUCGACAGAAUAGCUCUUCCGCCAGAAAAUCGAUCAAAGUACAUCCAAAGGAAUCUGUCGUUCCGUGCCGCUGAGGAUACGCGCAAGUCUAAAACAUACAAAUCCAAAAAGUGUCCCACUUGUCGGAAUAAUACACCGAAGGCGCAACUCAAUCUGGAAAAAGACGUUGCGAGUCUCACACGAAGGUUCAACACAUUGCGCCAAACACUCGGCGGUUCAUCGGGAUCGGGAUCGAAAACAUCAUCCACCCCGAGCGCACCAACUGCCAAAACCAGACAGAAAGGCAAGCUGAGCAAUACGAGCAGCCAAGCCAGCAAGCAUAGCAGCACAUCGACCACAAGCGCCGGGGAAAGCAGAGAACAACUAUGUGGUAAAGAUGGUAGCGAAACAACUUCGAUGAGCGCUCUGCUUGCCAUGCGCACGGCCAGUACCGAGUCAUUCUCUAUCAAAGGGCUGCUGGGCAAUAUACUGGGUGCUGUCAGCAAAAGUGAGGGGGAUCUCUGCUCAGCUGGCGAAACUUCCGACGCGGAUAGUAGUUCAAAGUACGAACACAGUGAGACAAGCAAGAGGUUUACAGGUAAAGAAAGUACAGACGAUGGUGUACUUACCCAAUUACAAACGGGGAGUAAGGCAACAGACAAGACCGGUAGCUUGGACGACGUAUUCAAGGUUCCAGACAGUGUGGGUAUGAAGGUGGGCAAACCUGCAAGAGCCGCGACUUGUACCACAUUGAAACCUGCCCCCCUCCUCAAACAUCGUGCACAGAGUGGCAUUGCUUUGACUUCUGGCAUGGGUAGAACGAUAUCCCCAACUGUCAAAGAAAACUGUAUAAGUAUGAGUCUGGGAAGGAGUGAAGGUUUGCGUGUACAGCAACAAGGCUCAUCACAAAGACUCGGGAUGACUCCGAAUGACAAGCGGGGUUCUAUUCCAGAACGACUCGAUUUGGUGCUGAACAAUCUUCAGCAAGCCGCUGUUUUAUUGCAAAAUCAAAGUCGUAGACGUGGUGCGAAAUUCUGAAAGUGACCACGGACAAGGAACAAACUUCCAGUGGUCUUAAUAUUUCCUGUACUCUACGGUGCAAUUGGUCGGGAGGACCAAAUAUUAUCGAUAUAAACCUUUGUAAAAUAUAAAGAGCAGAGC